AUGGAUUUUAUUUGGCUUUACAGUAUAUCAGACAUUAAAAAAGACAAGUACAUCUACCUCCGUAAAGACUCCACUGCCAACGAGUCAGGAUCAACCAGAGUCAGUCCCGACGACACUGAUCCUCGAGUCUCUACCAUAGACUGUAAACACAUGCAAUGUAAGCAGCUGUGCAUGAGUCUGCGCAUGCAGCUGUGCAUGAGUCUGCGCAUGCAGCUGUGCAUGAGUCUGCGCAUGCAGCUGUGCAUGAGUCUGCACAUGCAGCUGUGCAUGAGUCUGCGCAUGCAGCUGUGCAUGAGUCAGCGCAUGCAGCUGUGCAUGAGUCAGCGCAUGCAGCUGUGCAUGAGUCAGCGCAUGCAGCUGUGCAUGAGUCAGCCCAGUGGGGGCGAGUUCCGACUCAAAAACGAGCAUGUGCGCUGA
This is a messenger RNA of Knipowitschia caucasica, 417 nucleotides long. Lineage: Eukaryota; Metazoa; Chordata; Actinopteri; Gobiiformes; Gobiidae. The record is from the annotation of a GenBank genome assembly.